Molecule: messenger RNA, 778 nt
Organism: Betta splendens (Siamese fighting fish)
Lineage: Eukaryota; Metazoa; Chordata; Actinopteri; Anabantiformes; Osphronemidae
Product: GTPase IMAP family member 4-like
Exons: 3
Coding region: 74-778 (234 amino acids)
Molecular function (GO): GTP binding
Source: RefSeq, a predicted model, not a curated record
UGGCACCUUUAUUAACCCAAGUGUGUCCAGCAAAGCAGGAUUGAUCACAAAUGAUGAAGAGCUGAGGAUUGUGAUGGUGGGAAAGACUGGAAUCGGAAAAAGUGCCAGUGGAAACACGAUACUGGGUCGAAAGGCUUUUGAGUCAAAGUGCGGUGCUCAGUCUCUGACUGUUCUCUGCAAAAAAGAACAAGCUUUGCUGGGUGGACAGAAGGUUGCUGUCAUUGACACCCCAGGUCUGUUUGACACCAGAUACGACGAGGAGAAAACCACCAAAGAUCUGAGUCAGUGCAUCUCCUUUGCUGCUCCUGGACCCCAUGUCUUUCUGGUGGUCGUCAGUGUGGGAAGGUUCACUGAAGAGGAAGAGAAGUCAGUGGAGAAGAUUCAACAAGUCUUCGGUGAGGCUGCAGACAAAUACAGCAUGGUUCUCUUUACUCGUGGUGAUGACCUUGAUGAAACCAUUGAAGAUUUCAUGAAAGGAUCACCAGGCCUUCAGCAACUUGUGGCCAGAUGUAACAACCAGUAUCAUGUCUUCAAUAACAAGGACAAAGAGAAUCGUUCUCAGGUCAAUGAGCUGAUGCAGAAGAUUAGGAACAUAGUGAGGCAAAAUGGAGGAAGUCAUUACACCAACAAGGAUUUCCAAAAGGCAGAAAGAGCAAUAGAGAAGGAGAAACAGCGUAUCCUGAAAGAGCAGGAAGACAAAAUACGCAGAGAACAAGAGGAAAUGAAACGAAAAAUAGAGGAAAAAUAUGAGAAACAGACUCUACCAGUCUGUGGGUGA